AGAACUUUCUCCUCCCAAGGGCCUCCCGCGAGGGCCUCCCAAACACUCGAAUGCGCCUUUGUUUUGAUCGGCUCACGUGGAUUUGUUUACGGUCGAUGUGGCACCAUCUGCUUCACACUCCAGACAUUAUUAUCUAUAAACGAGGUCCGUGACGGAGGUGUGGAGGCAGUUUGAGUCUCCAGGGAACACAGAAUACCAGCAGGACUAUGAACAAUGGCAGCGAGGGAGAAUUGGAUGGGUUAUGCGAGUCCCUCAACCAGGCAGAACUAGUGGCCAUGGUUGAACUGCAGCUGUCAGAAGUUGACAUGCUACAAUCUAUGUUCCCUGAUCCACGGGAGUUAGUGGUGGAAGACCCAUCAGUGUUGUGUGACUUGAGGGACUUUGCUGAAGGCCGCACGUUGCUUCUUCCUCCAUGUCUUGACUUGAUCAUCAAUUUGGAAGUUAAAAAGGGCUGUCUGAGCAUGAGUGUCAUUCUCCCUCACCACUAUCCAGCUGUGCAGCCCAAUAUAUUUGUUCGUUCACAAACACUGAGUCGUGAUGCCCAGCAUCGUCUCAACCAGGAGCUUUUGGGGUAUUUAAAGACUUUACAAAAAGGUGAUUUGUGCAUAGGACCUGCUGUUACAUGGUUGCAAGAGAAAGGUGAGACAUUUUUUGAUCAUUCUGAAGAGCUGCCAAAAACUGAUGCACAUUCACUGGAAACCAAAGACACUAAGUUUGCUCGGCUGUGGAUUUACUCUCACCAUAUAUACAGCAAGGUAAAGCGAAAAGACAUCCUAGACUUGUCAAAGGAAUUUGAUUUAACUGGAUUCUGUUUACCUGGCAAGCCAGGUAUCAUCUGUGUUGAGGGCUUAUCAUGCAACACUGAAGACUGGUGGCACAAGGUUAGAUCAUGGAACUGGCAGAAGAUUCUUUGUAAAAAGCGUGAAGAGAAAGAAAUGACAGCUGAGGAGGACGUAUCAAAAUGCCGGCGUUUUUCUACAUUUGAAGAACUUGGUUCAGAUAAUAAUAUCCGUGUAAAGAGUAGUGGGUUUCAUGUAGACAUGGGUGAUGUCUUUAGGUACUUGGAAAACCAUGAGUCAGGGUAUGUUUUUAAAGAGUACUUUGGAAUAAGUGGCCGGCCUACUUGACAUGCCACGUAAGUGUGCAAGCUAAACAUAGUAGAUUUACAUAAUUGCUUUAUGAUUGGGACAGGGAUAAUAUAAUGUUUUCCAUUACAUGCUAGCUUCAUUCUGGUGAUGAGAGCUUUGUCUAGAAUAUUUUAUUCUUUAUAAAAUUUUAAAAAUAUAACAUGCUCUAUAUUUUUACUCUACAGUAUGUUAAUUAAAUUAUAAACAACUAGUAUAAAUAUAUCCAAACAGUCUAGUCUUGAUUAUUUGAGGUAAUUGGUUAAAGAUGAUGUAUUAAUCUCUGUUAAAACAAGUGCAUGUAAUGAAAGGUGCCUCAUACAUAUGCACUAUAUGUAUUUAAUAGUAUAUGAAUGGUUCUAUAUAUGCACGAGUGGAUAGCAUUUCAAUUGGAGCACGAAGCACAGUUCAAGCCUUUAUUUACUCGCAUCUGGGUUAAUAGAUUCUCUGAUAAUGAAGACUUGGCAAUCAACUUACUGAAACAAGUUGAACAAUAAGUUCUCAUUAACAUGACUUAUUUUACCUCAAUUUAUUUUGUACACAAUAAAACUUAUGUAAAACUUU
Messenger RNA from Procambarus clarkii (red swamp crayfish), 1688 nucleotides. Its product is annotated as RWD domain-containing protein 2A. Gene Ontology annotation, molecular function: protein binding. Lineage: Eukaryota; Metazoa; Arthropoda; Malacostraca; Decapoda; Cambaridae. The record is from RefSeq and is a predicted model, not a curated record.